Molecule: messenger RNA, 2330 nt
Organism: Polychytrium aggregatum
Lineage: Eukaryota; Fungi; Chytridiomycota; Chytridiomycetes; Polychytriales
Product: armadillo-type protein
Exons: 9
Coding region: 367-2157 (596 amino acids)
Molecular function (GO): protein binding
Source: RefSeq, a predicted model, not a curated record
UCCGAUCCAACGCGAGGGCGGCGUCGCAGUUUGCGCUUCGGCCCUCGCCGUGGAUAUAUGGAUGUGCGCUUUUUGCGCUCUCGGUGCAUUGCCCUCGGCCUCUCUCGACAUCCUCGUGGGCCGACCAUUCUCUCCCCUCUUUGCAGAGGUGUCCCUUUUUUUCAUUUUUCAUUUUUCAUUUUCAUUUCUCAUUUCUCAUUUCUCUCUCUCUCUUUCUCUCUUUGAGGUGCCUCUGUCGGUUCUGGUCUUUCUCAGGCGCUGUUCGAUCCAUCGGAUAUCUGUUCUUUCAUCGUUUGGCACCUCUUCCUCCUUGCUCUCUGCACAUCGCUUCGCAGUCGCCUGCUCCCUCCUUGCCCUCUGCUCGCCAUGGCCACUAUUGCAAAGCCUGCAUCCCUCUCGAUGCUUGGUUCUUUCCAGAGCGAGUUGGACUCCGAUGCCCAGUAUUCGGACGACGACAACGAUAUCCUCUACAACACCGGGACUGCCGUCGCUCAUCGCCGGGAGGCCGACGAGCCCGACGCGGACUUGGCUCUCAUCAACCGCAAGUUUUCGACCCAAGUCUCUCUCAGCGGCGCCGCCCCCAUUGACCAGGAUGCUCUCGACAUCAAGAGCAUCGCUGCUGCUCUCAAAUCUGAAGUCUCGGAAUACAACAUCCGGGCCGCUGCCGUCAUUCGCAAGCACAUGUGUCUCAAGGACGUCGACAAGGCCGCCAAGGACGUCAUGUCCAUCAACAUCGCCCUCGAAACUAUGAAGUCUUAUCUCGUCGAUCCCUCGUCUUCUUCGGAUCUGCUGUACCAAACCGAAUGGGCCAUCACCAACAUGUGCGCUGGAUCCACCGACACCACAUCGGUGAUCGUCAAUGCCGGCUUCAUCGAGCCGCUAGCCAGCCUCCUGACGCACGAAGAUGGGGCCGUUCGAGUGCAGGCCGCGUGGGCUCUCGGAAACAUCUGCGGUGAUAACGAGCAGUUCCGUAACCUCGUUCUAGAAACAAAACGGGCACUCUACGACAUCCUGCACAUCUGGCACGGCGACUUUAAGCGACAGCAGGACCGCCCUCUGGCAAUGGAGAUUGCCGCCUGGGCCGCUUCAAACAUGUUCCGCUACAAGGGGCUCGAUUGGGAUGCGGUAUCGCAAAUCCCUCAAGUUGUCUAUCAAAUCCUCUGCGAGACCCGAAAUCCCCAGGUCCUGCUCGAGUGUGCGUGGGCGCUCCAGCGUAUCUUCAAGGUCAAGCCCGAGGACUUUAAGCUUGUUGAUGCCGAAUUUUGCAAGACCCUCAACAACAUCCUCGCACAUUUGCUCGACGAGUACAAACACGCCGUCGACAGUGACUUGGAGCAUGAUGACUACGGCCAACUGAUCGCCGCCUUCUUGAAGAUCUUUGCAAACAUCACAUCCAAGGAUGAUCCGCUCGAGCUCCAGAUGGUUCUGGACUCGGGACUGCCGUAUCUGCUGAGCGGAUGCCUCAACAUUGCCAACAACCGCAUUAUUCGCGGCGAAGCCCUUGUCGUGGUCGAAAACAUCCUUGCCGGUACCCCUGCCCAGGUCGACGAGGUGAUCCGGCGCCAGGAGGGCAUGAUCAAGUCUCUGCUGGUGAUCAUAUCCGGUCUCGGCGUGCAGAAGGGAUACAAAUGCCAGCGCUUGGAUGCCUUCUCGGCCAUGCACAACAUUGUCGUCAAGAAGAACUUUGAUCACAUCAACAUUCUGGUUCAGCAGAGCGCGGUCGAGAUGCUCUGUCUGUUCAUGCAGGCCCUGAUUUCGCCCACUCCGCCGAGCCACGACCCGAUGGUGCUGAUUCAAGUGAUCGACACCAUCUACACCAUCAUGCUCGUCGGCGAUGCCCACUCCGAGCAGGGUGGCCGAUCGUUCCUGACGGAGAUCAGCGGCAUGCGGAGCCACGACGCCUUCUUCAUUUUCCAGGCAGCCCACUAUGCCCUCCCGGCGCUUCUUGCUCGGGACCGCCACAAGCAGUCGGACGAUACAAGCCAGCGCGAUACCAAGGGCGUCAACGCCGAGAGCCUGAAGCGCAAGGCCCAGCGCCGCCUCGGGGCCCUGAUGGAGCGGGUGUGUCGUAGCGAGUACGAUGCCUGGUAUACCAAGGAGCUCGGCCAGUGUGUGAACGAGUUUGGCGGGAUGCAAGUGGAUAAUGAUGCGGUAUAAGCCAGGGGACUCGCCACCGGCAGACAAGAAUGGAAAUCAAGGGAUAUUGAGUGAAAUCAAAUGAGUGAAACGGCGGGGACAUAUCCCAUGUUUGAGGUCGAUGACCGCGCUGUUGUCCUGCUGGAUCCCGAAUACACAUUGUGAUCAGUCUCGCCCACCGUCAACGGCGACAA